GGAUGGGAAGCGCAGCCUUUAUAAUGUGGCCCCUCCGACGGGAGCAUCCUUUCCAGCGCGUGCGUCUUGUCCUCCCUUUUUUGGAGGGGGCGAACCAAGCCAGCCCUUAGCUCGGGCCGAAUCCUGCCUUCUUCUCUGGUUCCUUUGCGCAUUUCGAGCCGCUGAUUCCUUCGCUCGCGUCGUCUUCUUUCCUCGGAGAAGGGAACCCGAUUCUCUUCUUGUUGCCCGUUUUUUCCUUCUUUUUCUGCUCGCCUUGUGAUCCCAAAAGGUCCGUCUAGCUGGAAUGAAUAUAUCUGAGCCUAGUUUCUGUAGAGAGGAGAUACUCCAAGCCAGAGGCGACUUUUCAUGGGGAGCCGUCGCGGGAGCAGCCGCUGCGCCACCGCCGCCUCCGCCUCCGCCGCCUACACCUCCUCCCGCCGCCGCUGCCUCUGAUCCCGGGCGCGCCUUCGCGCAGCACAGCCGGGCCGCCGAGCCCGCCGUCUCCAGCCGGACCCCCAGCCCGGAGCCGGCCUUCGGAUUUCGCCCCGGCGCAGCGGCGCCCAUCAGGGGAGGCGACCCCGGCGGCGCGCUCUUGGGCACCUCGGCUGCGUCGAGCCGUUCUCCCAGCCCCGACGCCGGCUAUGGCUACGGCGCCGCCUCGGGCCGUCCGUCCGACGGCAAGAGCGCCGAGGAUUCCCGCAUCCGGCGCCCCAUGAACGCCUUCAUGGUGUGGGCCAAGGACGAGAGGAAGCGGCUGGCCCAGCAGAAUCCGGACCUGCACAACGCGGUGCUGAGCAAGAUGCUGGGUAAGCGGGGUGUGUGAGCGCACUGUGGGACUCAUUGCCACCAGAUGUGGGGAUGAUGACCACCAGGAGCUAAGGUGGGUUUGGACAGAUUCAUAGGGAAGCGAAAGCCUUUCAAGUAUGGGUGUAGCCAGGAUUUAUUAUAGCGGGGCAGGCUUUAUGUUAGGGGGGACAGAACCUCAGUUCUGUAUUUUUGUUGAUUUUUAUUGAUUUAGGGGGGCAGCCUCCCCCCCUUAGUCAGACUUGAAAGGCUUCUCCCUCCCUCUGAGAGCACACUCAGGUGUUGAAGGGAGACCUGGGGUUUGCAGAAAUCCUUUUUAGCAACCUAUAAUGGGGGCCCUCGAGAAAAGACCCUGCGAAGACCAAGCAUGCUCAGUAGCAAUGGGAUGAUGAGGGUUUUGGGGUGUGGGGGUUGACAACGGGAGUGGGAAGACGUAACUAGCAAUCUAGACUCCUGAGCAGAGGCACCUCUCUCUAUCUCUCUCUCUCUCACACACACACACACUGCAAAAUUUUAUUGCAGGUCCCACGUAUUAGCCAUACCUGAGAAAUGGAGCUUGCAUGUUCCAAGCAGUUUACCUUGGAGUAAGAUUGGAGACUGGGGGUAAACAGGAACGGAGGUGGCCGCUGCCUUUUGUUCUGCUGGUGGGCUCUGUGGGGGCAUCUGUCUGAACAGUGCAGUUCUUACAAGGAUCGAAAAGGAGUUUGGGAGCGGGGAGAGUAGCAGCCAUGAGGAAGGAAGCUCUCUCUUUUUAAAUUUAUUUUGAGGAAGCUCUCUCUUAUGAUGCAACCUUUCUCAUCAGCCCCUCUCUGCAGGUCAUUCGCGGUACAAUCCUGCACAUGGGUACCCAGAAGUCAAUUGCAGUGUGGCUCGUUCCCAGAUAAAGGGCUAUAGGAUUGUGACUUUAAUCCAGAUAAUUUACCCAUCCGUUGCACCUACAGCAAGGGAAGCACUAGGGCAGAUCACUUCCCUCUUGCACUAUUACUGCACGCUUGCAAAUGUUUCUCACAAAGCUGAGAAAGCAGCCAAAGAAAGUCAUUUUUAAAUCAAAUGUGCAUUCUGGCCAAGCGCGCGGUUUUAAAACUGAACUGCAUUGGGUGUUAUUCUAUGAAACGUUGCUCUCAGUCCCCUCUUCUCCCGAAAGGAUACAGUUCAAAGACUAGAAGAACGUUUCCCCCUGCACCCUUUUACUAAUUUCACUUCUUUGGGAUAAAAAGAUCCGCAGUCAAUGAGUAAUAAGAGACCCUGAAAGAUGAACACAUUUAGAAGCUUUUCGGCUUCUGUCGCUUCGUCUGAUGAUGCAGGACAUUUCAUCUUCAUUUGGGAGGUGUGUAUGGGGAGGGAUGCAGGGACACACACAUAAGCAGAGAGUGGGAAGAAAAUUGCACAUAGAAGGGUCCCCAAGAACCCGAGAUACAAAAGGUAACGAUCGGUCUAUCACAUUUCUAUCACAAACCCAAAUUUAUACAACGUAGGAAGCUGCCAUAUCCUGACUCACUGGUCCAUCUAGCUCAGUACUGUCUACACAGACUGGCAGCAGCUAUCCAGGACUUUGGGGGGGAGGUCUCUCCUAGCCCUAUCUGGAAAUGCCAGGGAUUGAACUUGGGGCAUUCUGUAUGCGAGGCAGAUGCUCUAUCAUUGAGCUAUGGCCCUUUCCCACCCCCCCUUAUUGCAAGGUAAGAGCAAAUUGACUCAUUCACAACAACAAACCACAAGCUUCUUGUGCUAAUUUUAUUGAAGGAAUAGAGAGAUAGUGCAACAUUCAUGUGUCAGCAUGCAUUUGUUUGACUUGGUUGAAAUAAAGUAUCUAGAGGGACGCAAAAGGGCUGUAGGGUUCGUUGGGGGAAAUGUUUGUGACAUCACAAGCACUGGGCAAUCAGCACUAUGCGCUGCAGCUUCUAUUGCAGAAAGCCAUAACUGGUUUCUUCUGAGCUCAGCCCAGGGCAGGGAGUUCUGCAUCUGUACUGAGUUCAGUACAAAGCUAAACAGCAGUCGCUACAUCUGCAGUAAAACCAUGGUCAAAUCCACCAAAAUUUCUUAUUACACAAAAUGAAAAGUGAUUAUCAAAUUUGCAACAAAUAGAAUGGAAAGGGGUUAAGUAACUUGUUCCAUUUGUGCAAGCAUGUAUGCUUUCACAAUGGAACUUCCUCCCUCAAAUUUAUUUUGGGGGUUCUCCCAAUCCACUGGGGCAGAUUUGGAGAGGGCACAGGAUGUGCACUGAGGGGACUAGAUAGGGGAGUUCUGUUGCACAAGCAAAAAUCCUUGUACUAACAGAGUAAGCACAUUGGAUACCGCCCAGACAAAAUGCCAUUUCCCCUUGUCCUUGGAAGUGGUCAAGGAAAAAAGAACUCAUUAGUUAUUUUAUUCCCCCACCCUUUCCUGAACACCUAUCUAGAAACGAGAGACACAGACUCCUAAAUAAGAAUUUCAUAUAUUAUAUACCUUAGCUACCCACCCCCUUGCAAAGUGUCCAGGGUCCUCUAUCCUAUGUAUGGAUGUUAAUUACUAUGGGACGGAAUGUGGGAGAGAGCCCUUUCUAAACUGAAAGCCUAUUGUUCAGCAAUGUGGGUAUCACAUUUGCAUUUCAGAGUAGACAAGAGAAAUACAAAAAAUCACUUGCAAAGAAGCUGCCAUCACUAUGGUUGUGUGAAAGCACCAUAAUGCACGUUUAUCAAAAAUCUGCACUUUGGUUUCCCCUCUCUUUAACUACCUUGUGAUUGUGUGUGUGUGUGUGUGUAAGCAAGUAAGGAAGAGCAGGGGGAGAAAGAGAUGUUUCUAGUCGAAGUGGACUCUCCAUCACAUCAAAAAUCACAGCAGGGGAGGAACUUUAUCAGAACCCAUGAAAACGUUCCAAAAUAGGGAAUGCACUCUCAGGUUCUCCAAAACUCUCCAUCGGACUGGAUGAUAAACUUGAUUUCCUUCUCCACACCCUAUUUUACUUGGCAUCCAGGCUGAUGAGAUAGUUCACCAUCUUGUGACAUCUUGGAUGGUCUUCUUAAUAAUGUUUUUGUGGAUUUUGGGGUUGUUCUCAUGGAUCAUACCAAGAGAUCAUGAACAUAUCAGGGACUUGGAGCCAUGAUCUUGCAGAGGAUCUACUGUACCUUCUUGGCAUACUCUCUCUCUGUUUGUUUGUUUGUUUGUUUGUUUGUUUCUCUCUCUCUCCCUCUCUCUCUCUUUCUCUCCUCUCUCGGGUCUGGCAUGGUUAAGACACGGUGAAAAAACUGGAAUCUAAUAUUCCCAAGGUGGACAGGGCCUGAUGAGAUGACCUUUUGGUGAUUGGACAUGUAUGGUUUAAAAACAAUAACAGCGUCCAACUUCCCAAUGUGAGAUACUUUAAUGCAGGCAUCAGCAAACUUUUUCAGCAGGGGGCCGGUCCACUGUCCCUCAGACAUUGUGGGGGGCCAGACUAUAUUUUGAAGGGGGAAAAAUGAACAAAUUCCUAUGCCCCACAAAUAACCCAGAGAUGCAUUUUAAAUUAAAGCACACAUUCUACUUAGGUAAAAACACGCUGAUUCCCGGACUGUCUGCAGGCCGGAUUGAGAAGCCGAUUGGGCCGAAUCCGGCCCCCAUGCCUUAGUUUGCCUACCCAUGCAUUAAUGCGAAUACUGCCUAUUGUUUAACGGCCUUUGUAUGCUGCAAUUAUUACGUGAGCAAUAGUUUGGGCUUCUGAAGCAGGUGAAGGACUCGAAUCCUUGAUCUGCCGGAGCCCUUAAUUCUCCCCUGUUUCUGCUGUAGCUUCAUGCCUGUGUUUUUCCUUUCCGGACCCCCUCCAGGCCAGUCGUGGAAAGCGCUCAGCGCCAACGACAAGCGCCCCUUUGUGGAAGAGGCAGAGAGGCUGAGGAUCCAGCACCUGCAGGACCACCCCAACUACAAGUACCGCCCCAGGAGGAAGAAGCAAGCCAAGAAAAUCAAGAGGAUGGAGCCCAACAUCCUCCUGCACAAUCUCUCCCAGCCUUGCGGCGAUGGCUUUGCCAUGAACCACCGGGCUGGUGGCGCCAUCGGGCACCCGGGGCAUGCCCAGCCUCCUCCGCUCAACCACUUCAGAGAACUCCGCUCGGUGAGCUCUGAUAUGGAGAACUAUGGCUUGCCGACCCCUGAGAUGUCCCCUCUGGACGUCUUGGAGCAGACGGAGCCUGCCUUUUUCCCUCCACACAUGCAGGACGACUGUGGCGUGAUGUCCUUCCGAGGCUACCAUCACCACCCUCCUCCUCCUCCUCCUCCACCUCCCCAGAUGGAGUUUACCCCGGAGAAAAACCUGGGGAGGAACAUGCCCAUGGGCUACCCGCAGAACCCACCUCACCUGGCUGAUGCCAUGAGGACUCCCCACCCACCUGGUAUGUACUACAACCAACUAUGCGCCGGAGCUGCCAACGGGCUUUCUGCCCACCUGGGCCAGCUCUCCCCGCCGCCCGAAUCUCACCACCUUGACGGCGUGGAGCACUUGAACCCCAACGAGCUCUGGACAGAAGUGGACCGCAACGAGUUUGACCAGUAUUUGAAUAUGAGCAGGACUCGUCCCGAUCCUUCGGGGUUUGCCUACCAUGUCUCCAUGUCCAAAGUGACUCCACGGAGCCUCUCCUGCGAGGAGAGCAGCUUGAUAUCGGCCCUGUCCGAUGCCAGCAGCGCUGUCUAUUACAGCACCUGUAUCACUGGGUAGGGCUGCGCUUGUGUGUUCAGCAAGGGGAGAGGGGUUCAAGGCUGAGCCCAGUUUAACUGUCAUUUCCCUUCCCCCAGGGAACCCUGGGAACCUGCAAGGGGGAACCAUGGGAUCUUGUACCUGAAUUCCGUCUCCUAACCACAAUUCCCAGGACCCUUUGAGCGAAGCUGUGCCGGUUAAACCAGUAUGAAUUUGACGGAAGCUCAAAACCUACACGUACCCUUAGGGAAGGGCAUGAUGCACAGGUGCUAACCUCUUUUUUGUUUGCUCCAAAUGAGAGCAGCUUGGUUUCCCAUCCCUGUGGGGCGCCUUGUCCUUCUAACAAAUUUAUUCUUACCUGCUGAGAGACAGCCCAGCUCAGCUAAUGUGCCCGUCCUUUGAGAAACAAGGGCCAAUCUGCCGAGGAGUGAGCAAAAAACAUCUGCAGGAACUUUGAAACUGUUGCUGCGGAGAAUUGCUGCAGAGAAACUAUUUGCCCUUCUACUGUUGCGUCCCAAGCAGGGCUUGGGAACCUCACCCCUGAAGCUUGUGGAGUUUUCUGCAUUUAAGGGCCUCUUCACACUUAAACAGAUUUAUUAUUAUUAUUAUUAUUAUUUUUAGUGUCCACUGAAGGUCAUUCAGCAUAAACCCAUGAGUGUCACUGUCAGGAUUUUUCAUUCUCUCCCGUGCCGCAGAGCAUGUGUGAUGUGUGCAUGUCACAGAUGUGUUUGCAGAGCAGACAUGUGUGCAUCGUGCUCAUCUGAGAGCAAGGGACUGGAUGUGGCCGGCUCGACUUUGCUCUGUGUGAAAGAGCCCUUAGAUCCCCUGCCUUGCACAUUUUUAGCUGAAGCACUGGGUUGGGGGGCCAAAACACGGGACCCUGCCCUCUUCCUUGUUCAGCGUAAUGUGCACAUCAUCUCAGAGUCCCACUGCAAGACCCGACAUUCAUCUAGCUGAGAUAACAGUGCCCACCUAUAUAUCCCCACAAGUGCCUUCCUUUGCAUCAGCCUUCCAAACCCUCUCCCCUUGCCUGUCAACAUUGCAAUAUUUAGAUUAUCUCAUUAAAUGCAUUGCUUGGGUUGUUUGUUUUUAAAAAUAAUAAUGCUGAACCACUGAUAUACUGUAUUGCUAUGUAGCACAACAAGAUAGACUGUUGCAAAGCAGAAGGAAACUGAAUUCGUAGGGUGCUGAAAUGUGUGAGGGCGGACAGUUUUUCUGGACCUUUUAUUGGCCCGGAGGGAAUUACCGUGGGUGCAGCUUUUCUUUGCGCCUGCAGCAUUAUAACAUGACAAGCCGCAAGAUGCUGAAAUCCUUUCCCUCUGGAUUGUUGGAAAAAGUUCAGGAGCCUGGUUCUCCAGUGCAUUUGAUCUCUUCCAGUGCUUAAGAUGUCUGUACUGUACGUCUGCGUAACUGGGGAAGCAGGGUGGGGAGGCAGUGGCUCUCGACAUCUGGGUUGUUUUUUUAGCAGUGAAGCAAGGUUUGUCAUUCUUCAAAAGCAGGCUAGCCGCCUCUCCUGGAACUGAAUUGCAAGCUGUCCGAUUUGAAGUCCUAGAACAUGCUGGGAUCUGGUGGCGAGUGGGCAGUCUGCAACCCAACAGAGCGCAUGGCAAAAUAAAUAAAUCCUUUCACUGUCAUGCUUCUGGAUUGCACCCCAAGGGCACCGUCGUGGGGUAAAGCUAUAGUCAUGCCUAAAACAGGUUGGAUUGAACUGGCUUUUGCAGGAGGGGAAGCACUGACGGCAGUGCGGUUUGAGACCUUCCAUAAAAGGGGAUGGACAUCAAGGCAGGGAAGUAGCCAAAUUGUGACGAGGGAGGGUUUUAAGACUGGUUAAAGUGGUAUGGAGUGCGAUGAAGGGAAAGGCUUGAAAAAGCCGUAAAAAUAAAAUAAAAUUGACAGAUGGUCCUUUCAGGCUGGCAUAACUUUACCCAGAUUGUGCCCGUUCACUUCAAAGCCGGCCCACUGAUUUCAGUAGCUUCCAAGUGUUUUAGAAAUCCAUUCUUGAGUUAAUUUCCCCCGGAUGCUUUUUCAUAUAAUUUCAUGUAAUUCCAAGCAUCCCUAUCAGAAAGCUCACCGAACCUGCUUUGACUCAACUUCCCUGUGAACCUCUGCGUAAAUCCCAUUGAAGCAGCUCUGCUAAGCUUUGCCCAUGUAAACCCAUGAUCUUUGCAAUCACACUGAUGGAAGCGCUGGAGUGGAGAUGCAUUUGAAGCUGCCAUGUGAGAUCCGAGCCACUAGCCCACUGCCAUCUCCUCUUGACUGGUGGCCGUAAUUCAUGGGCUCAGGGCAAGAAUCUUUCCCCGCUCCUUUGGGAUCCUGUGAGCUGGUGGCACACAGGACUGAAACCGGGACCAUCGUCGUGCAAAGCAGAUGUUCUGCCACUGGCCUACGGCCCUUCCCGAAACAUAGGCAGCUGCUUCAGACCAAGUCAGACUACUGGCCCAUAUCACUCAGUAUUGCCCAUCUUGACUGGGUUUCAGAGGAGAAGCCUCUGCCUGGGAAUGCAGGCAAUUACACCUGUGACCUUUUUGCAUGCAGGCAGAUGCUUUGCUGCUGAGCCACAGCCGCCCCUGUUUUCAGGAUGGAGGUGUAACUUCCAGCCUUUCACUUUCCCCAAGGUCUACGCCAUGCCUGGAGAACCAGCAUUUUCAGAGUUAGGUUAUUAAGGCUAAAGGAGAAGCGAGUCAGGGCUUAUCCACACUGACCUACGCUCUGCAUUCCUAAGCAGAGGUCCACACUUUCCAGGUCUGUGUCCAACAGCUUUUUAUUAAUAUUAUUUUUGCUUUCCCUGCGAAAACCCGCUCUUUACCACUGAAUCAGAGCAAAUGGCAAUUUGCAGAAAACCCGAAUUGCCAUUUGCUCCUAAUCAGCAGUAUGGAUCCAGUUUUCUUGGGGAAAGCAGAUAGGAGAGAGAGAGAGAGAGAGAGAGAGAUAGAAAGAAAGAAAGAAAGAAAGAAAGAAAGAAAGAAAGAAAGAAAGAAAGAAAGAAAAAAAGAAAAGCACUCUGAAAUGGACUGGAAAAGUGCGACCCUAUGCCUAGAAAGCAUUGGGGAGGGGAGGGGAGUAAGGAUGAGCCCUAAUAAGGUGUUCAAAACCGGGAGUGAUUCUUUUGCAAUGAUUGUUAUGGGACAGAGACUAGUUUAGGGGUGCCAAACAGGCACAUUUUUCACUGUAUCAAGAUUAUUAUCUUUCAUUUGAACCAUAGGACUAUAUUUUUACUAAGUCUUUUUUUAUAUCUUAUCUAUCUAUCUAUAAAUGAUAUUUAAUUUGUUCAGGCAUUUUAUACUACCAAAUGUCUUUUCUGUCUCUUUUGUUAAUAAAUCAAAGGGUAUCUGUGUCACGGAAAGCAUUUAUGUAGCAACCGAAUUAAAACAAAUCUAAAGAACAGAGGAGAGAGGGGCAGUUUUAAGUCGUAAAAUUGCGCACAACAAUUUUCUGGAAUUUUGGGGGGAUAAGGAGAGCAUUUUCGAAAGCCGCGAGACCAAGGAGACUCGAUCCCAUGGUGUGUGGGGGGGGAUCUGUAUAAAACCCCGUCGAAAUGAAUUGGCAGCUACACAAGGACCCUGCUAGAGUUUGUGCAGAAGACCGUCCCAAAUAAUGUUGCUGGCUGGUUAAUUGUUAAGACAUAUUUUCCUAAUUUCUUGGCUCUCAUGUGCUUGCUAUGUGAACACAUGUUUCUCCCCCCCAAUAAAUGUUGUCCCCAACCAUUUCCAGAUUUCUCUGGCAGUCGAUUCCUGUUUAGACUGCGCAUUGGUUUCAAGGGAACACCUCCCACUAAGCACUGGGCAAGGGUGUGUUUGUGUGUGAGAGGAAAGGCCGUCUCUAUAGGAAGGAUAGGAGAGAGUGGGUUUGAUCCAGGCUCAGUUGCCAAUGCAAUCCAGCGUACGUGCCUAUUUUCCCAAUGUUGUGUAAGCUGCCGAUGUGUUUGGUUGGACAUGCCAUCUGUUCUCAGAUUUGAGGAGGCGGGGAACAACCCUCAGUCCUCUAAUAAAACGACGUGAUAUCCUUUUCUUGA
Podarcis lilfordi (Lilford's wall lizard) is the source of this 9431-nucleotide messenger RNA. NCBI's taxonomy places the organism in Eukaryota, Metazoa, Chordata, Lepidosauria, Squamata, Lacertidae. The record is from the annotation of a GenBank genome assembly.